GCAGCUGAGGAGUUUUUCUCGUUGGGAAAGGAGCGGAGGCGCCGUCGGAGAGGAGGGGGAGUGAAGAUUUUCGUGCGCGGCGGUGAGGCAGCACGGGGCGGGGGGGGGGCCGGGCGACGGUCUGUGUCCCGCAGGUGAUGCGAGGAUGAGCAUGGCCCAGGCGGGAGCCGUAGUCGCCGCUGCCACAGGACUCCUCGUGUUCUUCCUCUACUCCUCCAUCCACAAGGUUGAGGAGGGGCACCUGGCUGUGUACUACAGGGGUGGUGCAUUAUUAACUAGUCCGAGUGGACCAGGCUACCACAUCAUGCUCCCGUUCAUUACCACGUUCAAAUCCGUGCAGACCACGCUGCAGACUGAUGAAGUGAAAAAUGUUCCUUGUGGGACAAGUGGCGGUGUUAUGAUCUACAUUGACCGAAUAGAAGUUGUGAAUAAAUUGGCACCGUAUGCAGUGUACGAUAUUGUGAGAAACUACACAGCAGACUACGAUAAGACCUUGAUCUUCAAUAAAAUUCAUCAUGAGCUGAAUCAGUUCUGCAGUGCCCAUACCCUGCAGGAAGUAUACAUUGAGCUGUUCGAUCAGAUAGAUGAGAAUCUGAAGUUGGCCCUGCAGAAAGAUCUCAAUGUCAUGGCACCAGGUCUCACUAUCCAGGCUGUGCGUGUUACAAAACCCAAAAUCCCAGAAGCCAUCCGAAGAAAUUUUGAGCUAAUGGAGGCCGAGAAGACCAAGCUGCUGAUUGCAGCCCAGAAGCAGAAGGUGGUAGAGAAAGAGGCAGAGACUGACCGGAAGAAAGCGCUUAUUGAGGCAGAGAAGGCUGCUCAGGUGGCCAGGAUUCACUAUCAACAGAAGAUUAUGGAGAAGGAAACGGAAAAGCGAAUUUCCGAGAUUGAAGACUCUGCAUUCCUAGCAAGAGAGAAAGCAAAAGCUGAUGCAGAGUAUUACACUGCUCGGAAGCUGGCUGAUUCCAACAAGCUGAAACUUACCCCGGAGUAUCUGGAACUAAUGAAAUACCAAGCGAUAGCUGCGAACAGCAAGCUGUAUUUUGGAGACCGCAUCCCCAACAUGUUUCUGGAUUCCUGUGCCUUCCAGCAAGCCAAUCUGAGGACUGCCCAAGAACCAGCCUUCCUUCACAGGAGGCCUCGGAGACCCCUGGAGAAAGCCACCUCAGAGCAAAGGAAAGCACUGGCUGACAGAGGUAGAAAGGUAGCCGGUAUAGCUCAACAGCUAGCCCAGCUGUGAAUGGGGAUGUUGCCCUGUGCUGGUGGGGCAGAUGCAGCACACGCGUGGACAUCUUGUGUAUAGGUGGCAGUUGGGUUGAUUUUCUUCUAGCAACACAUUGCAAGUGCUCUGCCUCUUCCGUUUCUUCCCCUAUUAAAUUGGUGCUUCCAAAUGAGGGAUAAUCCUGUACUAACAUACCAAUACUGGAAUAUUAAAAGACAGACACCAGGAAAGCCUUCCGCAGUAGGUGCAGUUAUUUAGCAAGCAUUACCCUGGAGGUAGGAGAUGUGGCUUUGAGUGCUGUGUUGCCGCACACUGGUCGUUCCCCAGUGCUCCUCGCUGAGGCCGAGCGAAGAGGUUUCCUUUGUCCUGCCGAUGAAGCUUUUGUUUUGUGGACUCGGAGGCAGGUUUCCACCAGCGCUUUCUAACUCUCCUCAAGGACUCCAGUGGAGUGGGCUCUCCUUGGCCAGCGGAGUCUGUGUGUUCCUGCUCAGGGCAAGGUCUGGUGAGGAGUGGUUUGGCGUGGAAUAGGUUUAUUUGAAUAGGAUCUGCGUAGCCAUAAGCUUCUUUCCUGUAGGCUGGGUAAUGGCUUGGAGCAAGCAACUUCUAACAGGCUUCUGUAACUCCCCCUCUCCAAGCAAGAGCCUCACGCUGGCUGCCUAUGACUGACUGUAUAAGUACGUUUCAGCUGGGUGGCUGGGUCUCACCUUGCAUCCUGAACCAGAUUUCAGAGGACGUGGAGCACCUCCGAGCAGCUGGUUGGGAACAGAGCUGGGAAGUCUUUGCUCAGACCCCAGCCUCCCUGCAGGUCUUUUCGCCAGGGAAAGGCGGCUGAAUUUCUACUGCUCUGCCUUGCUGGCGAUGUGAAGGGGAAGAGAAGAGUGAAGGGACCCCGCUCUGCAGCAGAUCAGAUGUUUGACACCUCAGCUGCAAAGCAGGCGAGGGCCUCGCUGCUCCCCUGUGCAAAGUCCACUGCUCCAAGAAGAAGUGGGACCUGCCAUAUGUGCCCUUGAACUGCUGUGGUGGGGAGCCUGCCGCUGGUCCUCUGGUCACUGGCCACGGUUUGCCGAGUUGCAGGGCUUUUGACUGGUGAGCGGUGCUGGCGGGAUGAUCUUUUCUGCUGGUGUGUGUUGUAAUAUAUCCCACCCCUGCUCCUCGUGUGCUGCUGCAGGGUGAGAGAAAGAUGUGCUCGGGGGGGGGGGGGGCGCAGGGGGGGAAAUCUGGUACGAUCUGCUUUCCACUUUUCCUCUGUCCUCCCCUUUGCCUGUGAGGACGCGCUUCUUUCUAGGACCUGUUUCUUGUCAUGUUCUGCCACAAUCCCAGAAGACAGUGUCAGGGGAAGCAACUGGCAAGAGCUUGGGCUGAAAUGCCGUUCCCCAGCUGGUGGCACUGCGGCAUUGCCUGCCUCUGAACCCACCACCUGUCCAGAGACCCCCUCUCCUCUGCCAGCCUGGGAUAUCUCUGCGUUUGUCCUGCCUUCCUGUCCCCCCGGGUGCAGCCCUGGUGCAGUUUGCUGGUUGGUGACGACGUUCCAGGUGCUCGGCCGGUCAGUGGUGAUGGGCGGGCGUUGAGACCUUCUGUUCCUGGCACCGCCUGCAGCCUCGUGGCAAAGGGAGGAACGUGCUUGGUUUUUGCCUUGGUGAAACAUUCAACCCGAAACAAAUGGCCUGAACUUCCAUCUCCGCUUGCGGUUUCACCGGAUGAGCUGUGUGGGCUUCAGGCUUUCCAGUGUUCUUUUGUUAUCCUGUGUAACUUGGCUCGGAGGAUGGCAGUGUCUCUCCUCAAGGAAGUUUGGUAACAUACAAUGCCUUACCGUGUCUUGGCUCUGCCCUGGCUGCAUCUCCUCCAUCUCUGGGGCAGAGCAGGGAUGCACUGACCCUGCCUCAGCUGCCGCUGCUCACUAGCCAUGGCACGUUGCAGCAGUUGCAGGUGGUCUUUCUUUCCUCCAACUGUUUGCAAACUCCCAAGGCCCAGCGGGGUGCUCUGCUCCAGCUGCUCUUCAAACCCAGCCAGGGACCAGGACCCUGCCCCAGUGAGAGGCCAGCUGAAGGUGCUGAGCACCAAUCCCAGCUCCCAGGGAGGUUGUGGGUGAGCGUGCUUCCUCGUGCUCGGAGGAUGAGGGAUGAGAGGAAGGGUAGUGCUGUUGCCAGGAGGAGAGGUUUCUCCCGGUCCUUGCUCUACACACCCGGUGCCUGGGGGCUGUGGCACAGCCGUGUUGCUUUGCAGGUUCCAGCCUGGAAGCGCUAAGCCAGGCUUUUCAGUGGAAGGGGCUCAUGUCUUCACCUGCUGAGGUCUUGGGCAAAUGGUGCCCUCCUGGCUCAGAGCAGCCUUCAAAAGGCGCUGGUGGGCAGGGGAGCAGGAAGGAGGUCUGCAUGUCGCCGCGGAAGGCAGCUCAGCCAGCGGGCAGGGCAGAGCUGAAGCCCCUGGCUGAUGGCAGGAGGGGAGUGGGCAGGCACAGCGUUAGCCCCCUUAGACCCUGUAGUGCCCUCCCCAGGGGAGAAGGGGACCAGGGCAGAGGGGAUGGCAGCACGUUUCGUAGCUGUGGUGGUUGAAUUGUCUUCUGGAAGCGCUGUUGGGCUUGCAAGGUCCCCUUUCCCCUGGGAGAAGGGCUUCAAGGAGCCCGUGGAGUCGCAUUUCUUUGACCCUCCACCUUCUUGGUGUUGCUGGCUUGCAGCAGGUGCUCUGCAGCAGAAACACAGCCUCUCUUCACCCCAGCAGCAGCCACUUUUGGUUGGAUUUUGAGACAAAGGCAGGCUUUUAAGAACGGAAGUACUCCUGGAGGGGACAUAAACUUGUCUCCGUGUGGCGUUCACCUAGUGCUGGCAUCAAACCCUGGAGAUCAGGCUGGGUGGACAGGGUAGGUUCUGCCAGCCUGGAGAUGACAAGAAGCAAGGGCAAGAGGGGAACCGCUAGAAGCAAUAACCAGGCAGCUCACAGCUCUCCAGCAGCGAUCAGAGUGAGCUUUCUGCGCGAGGGGCGGGAAAGCCUUCCCGGCCAGAGCGGGAAGGGCUGCUUCCCUUCAGAUCUGAGCCUUGCUGGGCCUCCCCGCGGAUGUGUGGCUUUGCCCUUGGUGACUUUCACUCUGGCUAAACGUCAUCCUGCCCUGGAUGGGUUGGGUAUGCAUCAGCCACCUCCUACCCCCCUGUGGCCUGAGGGUCACCGGGGGAUGCUCCUGUGAAGUCCUGCAGCAACACGUGUGUGGUGCUCGGUACCUUCUGCACAAGCCUCCUCCAUCCCUCUCUGCUUCCUCAGCUGCUGCUUCAGAACCCUGAGUAGGUGUGCAAGAGGAGGAAAUCACCAUGGCUUUAACUCCCCAGUCUAGGCUUUGCCUUUCUCUGAGCUGGGAGCUGCAGGGAGAGAACACGGGUGCAGCCAGGAGCGUGGGAUCGAACUAGUUUUUUCUGUCUGUUCAAAAGGCCUGUGUGGUCCUGUGACUAAAGGGGUCCGCCACGGGAUCCCCACCUUCUUUAAGGAAACACGAUACAUAUGUUCCAAGUUUACAUGCACAGAAGUUCUUUUGAUAAAGCAGAAUAAAAUUAUUUUGUUACCA
Tyto alba (common barn owl) is the source of this 4766-nucleotide messenger RNA. RefSeq names its product ER lipid raft associated 1 (gene ERLIN1). The record is from RefSeq and is a predicted model, not a curated record. Gene Ontology annotation, molecular function: ubiquitin protein ligase binding; cholesterol binding. Gene Ontology annotation, cellular component: endoplasmic reticulum membrane; endoplasmic reticulum. Gene Ontology annotation, biological process: SREBP signaling pathway. NCBI's taxonomy places the organism in Eukaryota, Metazoa, Chordata, Aves, Strigiformes, Tytonidae.